Messenger RNA from Tilletiaria anomala UBC 951, 907 nucleotides. RefSeq lists its product as uncharacterized. The transcript is spliced from 5 exons. Gene Ontology annotation, cellular component: mitochondrion. The record is from RefSeq and is a predicted model, not a curated record. Lineage: Eukaryota; Fungi; Basidiomycota; Exobasidiomycetes; Georgefischeriales; Tilletiariaceae. Bases 1 to 777 code for a protein of 258 amino acids.
AUGUCUGCGGGAACAGAGCUCGUCUCAGUGGCCCCAUACGACUCCUCUAGUCAAGCAUACUCGCGCGUGAUUCCAAAAGCCUCCCAUCCCUUCGACACGAGGGAGUUCGUGAAUAAGCUUGAGGAAGCUGGGUUUCACCGAGAUCCAGCACAAGCGAUCAUGGAGGCGACGAGAGCUUUGUUGGCAGACAGGAACAAUGCCAUGCUGCAGCGCGCACUCGACAAGACUGAUCUGGAGAAUGAGGCAUAUCUAUUCAGCGCAGCCUUGUCCGAAUUGCGUACGGAAUUACAGGUCAAGGCUCGUAACGAUGCGGCGUCCUUACGAAGCCUGACUACGCUUCUGCAACGCGAAGUUGACAGCAUGAACCAAAAGAUGCGCGAGGACAUAAACACGCUUAAGCAUGACAUCCAAGUUGACAUGAACAACCGCAAAUCCGAAUCCAAGGAAGAGCAAAACCAACUGGAGCAGGAUAUUCAGGAUUUGCACAACCGCUUCACUAUUUCGCUCAGCGACCUCAAGACAGAGAUUGAGCAGAACAUCAAAUGGGAUGCCACACGGCGGUCAUUAGCCCUCGUCUUCGGCAUCGCAGCUAUCCUCAUGACCACAAUCAUGCUCGCUGACUUCUUUACACGACCCGAUGCGGAAGAAUCCGAAAAGAGAAAGAACGGUUCGAUGACUGAUGGAAGCGCAAUAACGGGCGAGACCAAUUUGCCCAAGAAGGCGGAGGAGUUGGGUCUCGUGCCGCAGUAUAUGCAGGAUGGCAGUCGCUUUGUAUAGUGUAGGCGCAUCGCCUGGCCUGUGAUCGCCUCGUGCGGUCCCGCCAAGAGCUUUUGAAUAAUACAUUUCACACUUCCGAUAGGAUGCGUUUUGCAGGAGAUGCUGAUGCGCGUCUAGCGGGAAGUACUCC